This is a messenger RNA of Culex pipiens pallens (northern house mosquito), 648 nucleotides long. RefSeq names its product rRNA N6-adenosine-methyltransferase METTL5 (gene Mettl5). The record is from RefSeq and is a predicted model, not a curated record. The coding region runs from base 1 to 648 and encodes 215 amino acids. Gene Ontology annotation, molecular function: nucleic acid binding; rRNA (adenine-N6,N6-)-dimethyltransferase activity; rRNA (adenine-N6-)-methyltransferase activity. The transcript is spliced from 4 exons. Gene Ontology annotation, biological process: rRNA methylation. Lineage: Eukaryota; Metazoa; Arthropoda; Insecta; Diptera; Culicidae.
AUGGCAUGCCUUAAGUUAAAAAAGUUUGAAGAGUUUCUGCAAACGGUCGAAGGAUUUGAGAAACCGAAAGUUUACUUGGAACAGUACGUAACCCCUUCGCAUAUUGCUGCUCACGCUCUUUAUACAAUUGAAACUAACUACGGCGACUUGGAAAAUAAGCUUGUUUUGGAUCUCGGAUGUGGCCCGGGAAUGCUGAGUAUUGGUGCGGCACUGUUAGGGGCUCAACACGUUGUUGGAAUUGAAAUAGAUUUGGAUGCUAUCAAGGUUUUUCAGGAAAACGUCCAAGGCUUCGAACUGGAAAACGUCGACUGUGUGCAAUGGGAUGUGCUUAACCUUGACGGACUGUACGACAUAUUGAAGUUUGAUACAGUUUUAAUGAAUCCACCAUUUGGGACCAAGCAAAACAAUGGCAUUGAUAUGAAUUUUCUACGAAUCGCUCUAAAACUUGCCAAACAGAGUGUUUAUUCUCUUCAUAAAACUUCAACUAGGGACCACAUUAAAAAGAAAGCUGUCGAGUGGAACGUUAAAGCAUGCGUAGUGGCAGAAUUGAGAUACAACCUUCCUCAAACAUACAAGUUUCAGAAACGCACAUCCGUCGACAUUGCUGUCGAUUUGUGGCGUUUUGAUGUAUCCAAAAGAAAUUGUUGA